GAACUAAAGGCUGAGUCCGAGGCCAAAAUUCGAGAUGCCAUGUUCUUCCAGAUAGCAUCUGAUGGUUGGAAGUUAAAGAAUAAUGGUCUUUAUGGGGUUGACGAUUUUGUGAAUUUGACAGUGAAUCUUCCCCAUGGGACUAGUGUGUUUAGGAGGGCAGUUUUUACCAAUGUUUACGUCACACCUAAAUAUGCUGAAGAGGUUUUAUGGGAAACCAUUACUGAAAUUUGUGGAAGCUCAGUGCAGCAAUGUGUAGGCAUAGUUUCAGACAAGUUUAAGGCUAAGGCAUUAAGGAAUUUAGAGGAUCAGCAUCCUUGGAUGGUUAAUUUUUGCUGUCAAUACCAAGGUUUCAAUAGUCUGGUUAAGGAUUUUGGUAAAGAGCUUGCGUUAUUCAAGAAUGCGACUGAGAGGUGUGUGAAAUUGGCGAAUUUUGUUAACAAUAAGUCUCAAAUUCGACAUAGUUUUCAUAAGUAUCAAUUGCAGGAAUAUGGGCAUGCCCAUUUGUUGAGAGUACCCCUGCGCGGUUAUGAAAGAUCAGAUUUCGGUCUAGUGUACACCAUGGUAGAAGACAUAUUGUGUUCUGCACGGGCGCUUCAGUUAGUAUUCUUGGAUGAAGCAAACAAGAGAAUGUUAAUGGAGGAGCCAAUUGCAAGAGAAAUCGAAGAAAUGAUGAGGAAUCCACAUUUUUGGAAUGAAUUAGAAGCGAUAAAUUCGUUAGUUAAAUUGGUGAAGGCAAUGGCUCAGGAGAUUGGGAUGGAGAAGCCGCGAGUUGGGCAAUGCCUUCCACUUUGGGAAGAGCUUAGGGUGAAAGUAAAGGAUUGGUGUUCUAAAUUUCACAUUGUUGAAGGACCCGUAGAGAAGGUGAUCAACAGGAGGUUCGAAAAGAAUUAUCAUCCAGCUUGGGCUGCUGCUUUCAUACUUGACCCGCUUUAUUUGAUUAGGGACAGUAGUAGGAAAUACUUACCACCCUUCAAAUUUUUGACAUCUGAACAAGAGAAGGAUGUUGAUAAGCUCAUAACCCGCCUUGUAUCUCGGGAGGAGGCGCACAUUGCACUUAUGGAGUUGAUGAAGUGGAGAACAGAA
This is a messenger RNA of Olea europaea var. sylvestris, 1083 nucleotides long. RefSeq lists its product as uncharacterized. The annotation marks the transcript as partial. NCBI's taxonomy places the organism in Eukaryota, Viridiplantae, Streptophyta, Magnoliopsida, Lamiales, Oleaceae. The transcript has a single exon. The record is from RefSeq and is a predicted model, not a curated record.